Molecule: messenger RNA, 2091 nt
Organism: Diaporthe amygdali
Lineage: Eukaryota; Fungi; Ascomycota; Sordariomycetes; Diaporthales; Diaporthaceae
Exons: 4
Coding region: 1-2091 (696 amino acids)
Source: RefSeq, a predicted model, not a curated record
AUGGCCGACGACUCGUCUGAUUUGUCCUCAAUCUCUUCUCUGUCCCCUGCUCCGUCAGGCGACGAGUCGGAAAUCGAAUUGAAGCCCCAGAAUGGCAUCCUGAAGUUCUUCCACCGCGUCUCCAAGGACGAGGUCACCGAGACACAGAAGAAGGAGAUGUCGCCUCCACCGCGCAAGAGGGAGCCCUCCCCACCCCACGAGUACAUUUUUGCAGACAAUCCAGACAUCGCAUUCAUUGUCAUGUUCCGCAAGCGAUUCGACAGUGUCAUGCCCAGAUCUCUGGCGCAUUUCGGCCCCCUCGAGCUGGAGCAGGACAUCCAGCAAGAUCCCCCAGCCGAACGAGUCGAGCAAUUCCUGUGUGUCGUUCUGGGCCUGCUCCUAAAUCGCAAGCAGGACAUCAAGUACGCGACCCUCCCACCUGCCCCACUACACGCGCACCUGGCUUACACUGGGACUAGGAUCGGACACUACCAAAAGGCAUUGAAUGAAGAUGCUAUCAAUGGAAAAGACUUCAAGCCUCAAUGGCCCCGUGAGUGGAACGAGCGAAGCCCUCUUGCAGGCGGCGCAACCUUCCAGACAAUCUCACCCGAGCAGCGAGUCCUUCUACUCAAGACCUUGGUGCUAUGGGCCCUGGGAUACUCCGAUGCCGUCAAGGCCGUGAUCAACACUAGCUACAACCAGAAACGCGCAGCCGACGACCUUAACCAACCCCUAUCCGUCCAGCCUUGGGGCCAUGACAGCGACAAGCGUCGGUAUUACCUGAUCGAAGGAGACGAUAAUUGUUCGUUCCGGAUAUACAGGGAGGGCAACCCAGCCGCUUUAUACAAUAGACAGUGGAUCAGUGUUGCUGGCAGCAUCGACGAGGCCAAAGCUCUUGCGGAGAAGCUGGGGAGAGACAACGGUCAGAACGCACGCAAGCUUAGUAGGAGUAUCCUGAACAAUAUUGUGAACUUCGAGGAGAAGGAAGAGAAACGCAAGCGACGCGAGUACAGACGCACGCAGAAGGAACGCUUCCGCCGACCUGAGCCAGGCUUUUCCCUCUAUGAGGGUCGAACAAGGGGAAAGCGCGUCAAGUAUACCUACUCCGAUGACGAAGACUUCUACACCGAUUCAACCAAUAACCGCCGAUCAACGCGAAACACACGAAACCACACACCCGUUGAGGCUGGCCCUGUUAUCACAGCUAGCGGUCGGCAGUCGCGGCCCCCUCCUCGGCUCACUGCUGACAACCUGAGCAACGGUGAUGCCAGCGCUGCGCCUAGCGUUCAAGGCGACGACGCGUUUGGUGGCAACGCGGAUACUGAGAUGAGCGAAGCACCAGAGAUUGGACCAACAGGCCGACCCAGACGAACUGCGGCCGCACAACAUGCCACGAAUGGCUGGCCCAACUCUCGCAAGCGAAACAGACCAUACGUGUCUGAUGAUGAGGAUGACGACGAGUCUGAGCCUGAUUUUGGUGACGAGGGUGACGAACAUGUCCCACAAGAUGAGUCAGAAGAUGAGGAAGAGUUUGAGAACGAUGCUGUCGAUGAAGACGAUGAUGAGAUCGCUCCCGACAGCCCAGACUCGACCGAUAGUCGUGUCGUGAAGUUGCACAUCAAAGUCAAUUUCGACAAGGACGGCAAAGCGAAGCGUCUACCAAAGAAACGCGGCUCCACAGAGUCACUCUCGACACCCUCGAACAUCGCGUCCUCGCCCGAGGCGGCCGAGUCCGCUUCUGAGGGCAGCCCUAGCGACAUCCCCGAGCAUGAGCCCGAGCAUACCGGAGACGUCAUUCAAGCCGCACCACUAAAGCGGGCAGAGCCAGGUGCUGGCAUGGCCUCUACGCCUGAAGCACUCAGUGCUGCCCCAACCCAUGCUUCUGGCGCCCUCCCAACGGCUGCUACCGUGGAUUCAGACACAACGAGCGCUGCCAGGCCGCCCAAGGACUCAGACAACGUCGUGCCGAGGCCAGAGGUGACGGCCGCUGACCGCAUUGCAGCUGCUAACGGUAGCUUGAAGCUACAGGCAGGUGCUGCGCCGGCCUCGCUGGCCCUCAGAGGCAGCCCUGAGAAGCCUCGUGCAGUCAUGGCCUCAGCGAACCAGGACUAG